AUUAAAAUGCCUUUUCACUCAAACAUUCAGCUUGGAUCCAUGCUAUGAAGGCAUAUAUCUGAUCAUAUAAGUCUGUAUUAUAUAGGAAGAACUUAUUCAAUGCUGAUUAUUAUUGUUGAAAUCUUGUGUACAGCAAUUCUCUGGUCUGCAGCUAAAUUUGCACUGGGUGCCCCUUGUGCUUUAAUAUUCUUGAUUAUCCGAUGGAGAAGAAGGCAUCAAUCUUAUUAUGACAAUGUUGAGGACUUCCUCCGAAAUAACAGUAAUCUGAUGCCCAUCAAGUACUCUUACUCAGAGAUCAAGAAAAUGACCAAUGGCUUCAAACACAAGUUGGGCGAGGGAGGCUACGGUUAUGUGUAUAAAGGUAAGCUUCGAAGCAAUCGCGAUGUAGCCGUCAAGUUACUGACAAAGUCCAAAGCCAAUAAUGCACAAGAUUUCAUUAGUGAAGUUGCCACUAUUGGCAGGAUUCAUCAUGUCAAUGUGGUGCAGCUGAUUGGAUUCUGCACUGAAAGAAGUAAGCGAGCUCUUGUUUAUGAAUUUAUGCCUAAUGGAUCACUUGACAAGUACAUAUUCUUGGAGAGACAAAGCAACACGCCCAUCAAUUACGAGAAAAUAUUUAACAUUUCUCUUGGGAUUGCUCGAGGAAUUGAGUAUUUACAUCGAGGAUGUGAUAUGCAAAUUCUACACUUUGAUAUCAAACCUCACAAUAUCCUUCUUGAUGAAAAUUUUAAUCCAAAGAUUUCAGAUUUCGGAUUAGCUAAGUUGUACCCAUUAGAUAAUAGUAUUGUGUCUCUGACAAAUGCAAGAGGAACAUUUGGAUACAUGGCUCCUGAAUUCUUGUACAAGAACAUUGGAGGAAUAUCACACAAAGCUGAUGUUUAUAGUUUUGGGAUGCUAUUGAUGGAAAUGGCUGGCAGAAGGAAGAACUCGAAUGUCAUUGAGCAUUCCUGGCAGACCUAUUUUGCUAAAUGGGUUUAUGAUCAAUUUGAGGAAUCAAUAGAGGGGAGCAAUAUCUCAGAUGAGGAAAGAGGAAUUGCAAAAAAGAUGAUGAUAAUAGCUUCACAUUGCAUACAGAUGUAUCCUAAUGAUCGACCCUCGAUGAAGAAUGUGUUAGAGAUGCUUGAGGGAGAAAUGGAGCUUCAAGAGGCUCUUCCUCCCUAAAUUUAUGUAACUUGGUGAGAGAUUUCAGAAAAAAAUGUUGUUGUUAUUGACAAUUUGUGUUUCUAUUAAGCUACUUGCAAAUAAGUAAAACUAGUAUUAGGGUUAGUAUCUUUAAUGUUUUCUUAAAUACUCUGAUUUACUGGAUUACAUGUAGGUUAUUGUUGGAAGAAGGUUGUUGUCCUGGUAAAUAAUGAAAUUUUUAUGUUGCCACGUUUUUACA
Neltuma alba is the source of this 1378-nucleotide messenger RNA. Its product is annotated as PR5-like receptor kinase. The transcript has a single exon. Gene Ontology annotation, biological process: protein phosphorylation. Gene Ontology annotation, molecular function: ATP binding; protein kinase activity. The coding region runs from base 100 to 1158 and encodes 352 amino acids. NCBI's taxonomy places the organism in Eukaryota, Viridiplantae, Streptophyta, Magnoliopsida, Fabales, Fabaceae. The record is from RefSeq and is a predicted model, not a curated record.